This is a messenger RNA of Triticum turgidum subsp. durum (durum wheat), 1029 nucleotides long. The record is from the annotation of a GenBank genome assembly. NCBI's taxonomy places the organism in Eukaryota, Viridiplantae, Streptophyta, Magnoliopsida, Poales, Poaceae.
AUGGCAAAGCCGGCCUAUGCGACAAGCAGCCUCGUUUUAGGAUAUGCUUUAUGCUCGAGCUUGCUUGCGAUCAUUAACAAGUACGCCAUCACCAAGUUCAGUUACCCUGGCCUCCUCACUGCCCUACAAUACUUGACAUCCGUGGUUGGAGUUUGGAGCCUUGGGAAGCUCGGUUUCCUCUACCAUGAGCCUUUCAACUUCCAGACUGCCAAAAAGUAUGCGCCUGCUGCUCUUGUCUUCUACCUCGCCAUAUUCACCAACACCCACCUCCUGAAGCAUGCCAAUGUCGAUACAUUUAUAGUGUUCAGAUCCUUGACCCCUCUGCUGGUUGCUGUCGCUGACACCACCUUCCGAAAGCAGCCAUGUCCUUCAAAGCUCACAUUCUUGUCCCUGGUGAUUAUCUUAGGAGGCGCGGUUGGCUAUGUGAUGACAGAUUCAGGGUUCACCCUCACGGCGUACUUGUGGGCAGUUGCUUAUCUGAUCACCAUAACUACUGAAAUGGUGUACAUAAAGCACAUGGUGACUAACCUGGGUCUCAGCACAUGGGGCUUUGUGAUCUACAACAAUCUUCUUUCACUGCUAAUGGCCCCCGUGUUUGGGGUUCUGACGGGUGAGCACCUGUCCAUCUUCAGAGCCAUUGAAUCAAGGGGCCAAGGCUGGUUCGAACUUGACGCGUUUGUUGCUGUGUCACUGUCCUGCGUGUUCGGGGUGCUCAUUAGCUUCUUUGGUUUCGCGGCAAGGAAAGCUGUCUCUGCCACGGCGUUUACAGUGACGGGGGUCGUCAACAAGUUCCUGACAGUUGCAAUCAAUGUUAUGAUCUGGGACAAGCACGCAAAUGCAUUUGGUUUGGUUUGCUUGCUCUUCACUCUGGCAGGUGGGAUACUCUAUCAGCAGUCUGUCAAAAGUAAAGGAAGUGCUCCAGCGCAUCGUGAGGCUGUAGCUAACAAAGGCCGUGGUGACGAUGAUGAAGCUGAGUUUGAUCCGGAGAAGCAAAGCUUAGUUUCGUCUCCAAAGGACUCAGAUGCCUGA